CUCUGUACGCCUCUGACGUCAUCGUUGUUCCUCUGUUUCCCUAGCCCAAGGAAUCCCAAGAAGCCCCCACCGAACCGUAUGUCCCUCAGCGGGCGCAAGUCCUGUUCAACUCAUUUGCCGAUGAAGACGACCGCGAUGUGAUUGGACCAGGAGGACUGGAAAAAUUAUCUAAAGAGUAGCGAAAUGGGCAAGUUCACGAGGGCAGAAUGGUUGCAUGGAAUGGGGUUACUUGAAAUCUCCUCAUUGCCAGUUCUAGCUCAAGCCUUGAGAGAGCUUGAAGAUCUUCUUAUUCGUGAUAAGCAGGCGCUUGCUCGCUCGGCUUCCAUUUCGAGUCAAGCAAGGAAGCGUGGUAUUGCGAGCACAAAAGAGCCCUACAAUCGAACUCGUUACAGGGAGUAUGCUUCUGACCGCAAGACUGCUUUCGCAGAUCUCUAUCAGUUUUGCUUCACGCUUGCUAAGCCACCACAAGCACGAAACAUCGACUUAGAGACAGCUAUGGCGCUGUGGUACAUACAAAGGCGCAAACAAAGAUAUUUGGAACAUGGUACACGAGUUCUGCCACGCUGUGGACCCUUCCUUGUCCAGUUACGAAGCUGAUGGGGCUUGGCCAUCAUUACUUGAUGACUUCGUUGCAUGGAUGAAGAGUAAGACAAAUGAUGGCGCGGGACCUGUUCCAGCCAAGCA
This is a messenger RNA of Suillus subaureus, 684 nucleotides long. RefSeq lists its product as uncharacterized. Lineage: Eukaryota; Fungi; Basidiomycota; Agaricomycetes; Boletales; Suillaceae. Gene Ontology annotation, cellular component: ubiquitin ligase complex. The transcript is spliced from 8 exons. Gene Ontology annotation, biological process: protein neddylation; positive regulation of ubiquitin-protein transferase activity. The coding region runs from base 184 to 597 and encodes 137 amino acids. Gene Ontology annotation, molecular function: cullin family protein binding; ubiquitin-like protein binding; ubiquitin conjugating enzyme binding. The record is from RefSeq and is a predicted model, not a curated record.